Molecule: messenger RNA, 2188 nt
Organism: Bactrocera latifrons
Lineage: Eukaryota; Metazoa; Arthropoda; Insecta; Diptera; Tephritidae
Gene: mtg
Exons: 6
Coding region: 237-1835 (532 amino acids)
Cellular component (GO): extracellular region
Molecular function (GO): chitin binding
Source: RefSeq, a predicted model, not a curated record
CUUGCGGGACAUGCGUUUUUGAAUCUGAAUUUGGUUUCAUACUCAAUUGUAACUUCAAAAAGUCUGGACUAUUUCGUGUAAGGAAUUUGGGCGGCCUAAAAGCACAUUUUGGUUUAGGUUUCAGUUUAGGCGAUGAACUGGGCUUCGCUGAAUCACUCGGCAAUGUAGAGGGUGAACCGGAGCGACGACGCGCCAUUAGCUAUAAAAAUGGGCCACCACCCAGCGCUGCAGGUGUAAUGCCUGCCACACAAAAGCCGCCAGUACAGCAUCCCAUACCCGAGAAACGUAUUGGCGCGCGAGCCUCUCCAAACUACAACGCCGCUUACAGAGAGAAUCUUAAGCGUCAAGUAGCGCCAACACAACUAAUGACAGAGGCGAGACCUUUACCGUUAGGUGUGCCAGCAUUUCGACCCAUACCGAAAACUGCAACUGUGCCCGUAGCACAAAUGGCRCAGCGACGCACGAAUGUCGCAGUGGACUCACCAAAUCCGAGAGUUCGCCUCAACAACAAGUUGGUAGAGGGUUACUCCGAUCCAAUGAACUCCAAUCGUACAUUCCACGUCGCGAACCCUUCUGUCUCGCAACCGCUUGCAGUGCCCGCCUUCCAGGCAAUGCCUAAUUCGGUCGCACGUCUCGCUGCCGUUACAAAGUCCCUMACUAAUGCAGAGGAACGAAUUAUGCAUGGGCAGCCAAAUUACUUGCAGUUCGAGGAACCGAAGUUCGAUUUGAAGGAUGUGACGGUGGAGGAAUUAGCCUCGGCGGCCAAUGUCACCGUGGACACAAUCAAACAUGCAAUCUACGUACGUGAACAACAAAUGAAAGCCGAGCAUCGUGCUAUGUUGGCGGCUAAGUUGCGUCAAGAAUUCGUACGUACUUCGACGACAGCACGUACUACGACAACAACAACGCCAGCACCGUUACCAGUAGCAGCGAUUAAAGCACCGGUGAUGAAUUGGGCCCAACCACAGAACGAACUCGAUAGUCAGAAUAUCAAAGAGAAUGUAGCUUUCGAGAGUAAGAUGUCAAAGGUCAUGAAUGCACCACGCGAAUAUUAUCCAGUUGGUUAUGACAAAAACUUCGAUGAUAACUUUAAAUCCAAAGUUGAUCUGCCACCGACGAGUUUCUCAUGCGGCAAGCAAAAGCAUUUCCCAGGWCUCUAUGCCGAUACAGAUCUUGGUUGCAUGGUGUUUCAUGUUUGUGCGCUCACCGAUGAUGGACUUGUACGCAAAUCGUUCCUUUGUCCAGAGAGCACACUCUUCGAUCAAACAAUCUUGAAAUGCAACUGGUGGUUCUAUGUGGAUUGCAGUGCCAGCAAAAGUGUCUACGAUUCCAAUAUACCCAUCUCUAAGAGUUAUCAGCUCAUGAAGUCGCUCACUUACUUCUCCAAAUACAGCAAAAAUGCUGACAAUGAAGGCGGUGAUGGCGGUUUGGAUAUACAAACACUCAAAGAUUCCAUGGCUGAGGAAGAGAAUUCUAGRGCACGACGCGUGGACAGCGAUGAUAUCUAUGUGUCCGAUAAAGCGCGCAGUUUUGCUAUACAUGUWGAAGAUACAACCACUGUAGCGACGGAGAAAGCACAAAGUGACGCUAUAAGCCCUACUUUGAAGACACGUAAAGUCGAAUUUAACAACGAUAUAAAAACGACGGCGGAUGACUUGCCAGAGGGCACCACCGAAGUGGAUAUAAUCACACCACAACCUGUCUACGAUCGCCUGGCUGAGCUGAAGGCCAAGUUGGACAGCAUCAAGGCGGCAAAUGGUCAGACCACAACACAAGAAACGAAUGAAGCUURAGUAAGGGGGGUUGAGCGCUUGUUAGCGCUAUGCAGGGAUUAAAAUUACUAAGUUAGUGGAAGUGGUGUUACGAAACGGAACCUGCGCAAGUUGGUGGUGCAACGGUYGAGUUAUGUAGUAUGAAGCCGUCAAGUAUGGGUUUCUUAACACUGUUUAUAGGUUGUUAAGUAAAUACGUCAUUCCUAAAUAGUCAUUGUGCGCAUUCGAGAAAUWGAGAGAAAAUUAUAUAAAAAAUUGUAAUUAAAUAGGGGGUAUGAUUGUUGCGCCAGCUUAGUGUUAAGUUUUCAGUCCGUAAUGUCAGACACACAACAUCAAUAUAAAAAAAAAAGUAAAAAAUCAGCGUGUGUGGGAAAUUCUUGGAUAUACCUAUAAUAUGAACGUACAAUUACAUGUAA